AUACGGGUAUUGCUCAUUAGGUUCUGUGUUUUUUCAAACCGAGUAGGUCUAGAUGACUUCAGUCGAAGAUAUCUACAAGCAUUAUGAAGUAUUGGACCGUGCCAGGGACUCUAUAACGAAGCACGAAGAGUCGUACGUUUCUUUGCUGGCUGCGUGUAAAGCCGGAGAUGGGCAGAAGAGGCUAGCACCUUCUUUCAUUUCGAAGUUUUUCAAAUAUUUCCCUAAAUUGGCAGAUCAAGCCAUAGACACUUUACUAGAUCUUUGUGAGGAAGACGAUCCUAAUAUUCGAAAACUGUCAAUCAAGGUGCUGCCAAGACUUUGCCAAGAUAUGCCUGAUCAAGUUGCUAGGAUAGCAGAUGUGUUAACACAGCUACUGCAAACAGAGGAACAGAGUGAACUUCGGAUAGUAAAAGAAGCUCUUCUAUCUUUAUUCAAGCUUGAUGUCAAAGGAAGUUUAGCAGGAUUGUUUAGUCAAAUUCUUCAAGGUGUGGAGGCAUCUAGAGAACAAGCUGUGAAGUUUUUGCAGAAAUCUGUUGGUCCGCACAUUUCACAACUGUUGGAUAAAAAUGAAGAAGCUGAACGGUACUUUCUUCAAGAAACAAAGAAGGUGUUAGCUGAAGAUGUUACAGGUGAAGAGUUUCAGGCAUUCAUGUUUCUAUUGCCGAAGCUAAAGCUAAUGUCAAGUGCUUCUGCAAUUGAGGAAUUGGCUGAGAUGGUUGCUAGUCAAGCUGGUUUGACUGAAGACUUUCAGGCAGAUGACAGUGAAAGGGUUCACAAGCUUCUGUGCUGCAUGAAAUCAGCUAUACCUUUCUUUCAAGUAUCCUUGAAGCUCUCUGUGUGUUAUACUACAAUGUCCAAACAAAUGGUUCAAAGGGAAGUCCAAGCAAACUAAACAAAGCAAUAAUCCUUUGAUUAUGGAACUUGCUAGUCAUUCAAUUUGUUGAUAAGACCUGUCCAGGCUGCUACACUCACACACGUGUGCACACACGUACACACACACACACACACACACACACACACACACACACACACACACACACACACACACACACACACAACACACACACAAUGGCAAAAAUGGCAAAUGGAUAAGGAGCUGAUGUUAACGGUAAUGCCCUCAGCCAGAUGGCUGGGUUCCUGUGCACUAAGUAGGAGUUAUGGGUCGUGCUAAGCAAUCUCCUGGAGCCUAGCUGGGUGCUCGCAGGAGCAUCGACUGCGACACCAACUGUAGGUACCCGAAGUACCACCCUGACUGCAAUGGCUGAUGGACUUUGUCGCAGUCGGAGGCAUUUGCCACCUCAGUCAAAGACCAGGUACUCAUUUAUACUCCUGAGUCGAGAGAGGCAAUUGUGUGUUAAGUUUCUUGCCCAAUGAAAUUAUGCCAUAGCUUGCCAUCACUGUCACUUGAACUUGCAACCCUGCAAGGUCUUGGGUGUUUACAUUCUCCAAACGCACUCUCUAAGCAAUUGAGCCAUAGCACCACACACGCACACACACACACACACACACACACACACACACACACACACACACACACACACACACACACACACACACACACACACACACACACUUCUUUCUUUUUCGCUACUGAACACUGAGUUCACGACUUCCAUUCAUCAGUUGCUUACAAUUUGUCUUUGAUGAGCACGUUCAUGUGCAAAGAGUUUAAUUCUAGAACGACAUACUCGAUGACAGAUAUUGCAAACGUUCUUUGUACCAGUAGUCAUAGUUUUUUCACUGUACUACAGUAGUGAAAUGUCGUUUGGUUACAAGUUUAUAUUUGAUGGUUGACCUCACUAACCGAUGGUC
Corticium candelabrum is the source of this 1812-nucleotide messenger RNA. RefSeq names its product apoptosis inhibitor 5-like. The record is from RefSeq and is a predicted model, not a curated record. Gene Ontology annotation, molecular function: RNA binding. Gene Ontology annotation, biological process: negative regulation of apoptotic process. The coding region runs from base 53 to 892 and encodes 279 amino acids. Gene Ontology annotation, cellular component: nucleus. NCBI's taxonomy places the organism in Eukaryota, Metazoa, Porifera, Homoscleromorpha, Homosclerophorida, Plakinidae. The transcript has 8 exons.